This is a messenger RNA of Oryzias latipes (Japanese medaka), 3884 nucleotides long. RefSeq names its product kelch-like family member 20 (gene klhl20). Gene Ontology annotation, biological process: Golgi to endosome transport; protein K33-linked ubiquitination; proteasome-mediated ubiquitin-dependent protein catabolic process. Lineage: Eukaryota; Metazoa; Chordata; Actinopteri; Beloniformes; Adrianichthyidae. Gene Ontology annotation, molecular function: type II interferon binding. The record is from RefSeq and is a predicted model, not a curated record. Gene Ontology annotation, cellular component: trans-Golgi network; PML body.
UUUGAAAGCGUUGUGUCCCGGAAGAAGCUCUGCGCUUGCGACAUGCGCAUUUGAGAGGAAGAAGUCUAACAUCUUUAAGCAACAAGAGAAAAUUGUAAACACCGGGCAGCUGCGUGCCUUUCUAUCAGUUUGGGAUGGACAUAUAAGAUUAACUUGAAGGUGUUGGACCAAAAGUUUUUCUUCUAUCCAUGGACGCAAAACCAAUGCGCAGGGCCACUAGCGCACGUCAAGACACCACUGGAAUGGACAUCACCAGUCGCUGUACUCUGGGGGACCCCAACAAGCUCCCUGAAGGGGUCCCCCAGCCAGCACGCAUGCCGUACGUCUCAGACAAACACCCGCGGCAGACUCUGGAAGUGAUCAACCUGCUGAGGAAACACCGAGAACUCUGUGACGUGGUGCUGGUGGUGGGCGCCAAGAAGAUUUAUGCUCAUCGUGUGAUCCUGUCUGCCUGCAGCCCUUACUUCAGGGCGAUGUUUACUGGAGAGCUGGCAGAGAGCAGACAGACUGAAGUGGUGAUCCGGGACAUCGAUGAGAGAGCCAUGGAGCUGCUUAUUGACUUUGCCUACACCUCUCAGGUGAUUGUAGAGGAGGGAAACGUCCAGACGCUGCUUCCCGCCGCCUGCCUUCUCCAGCUGGCUGAGAUCCAGGAGGCCUGCUGUGAGUUCCUCAAAAGGCAGCUGGAUCCAUCCAACUGCCUGGGCAUCAGGGCUUUCGCAGACACGCACUCCUGCAGGGAGCUGCUGCGCAUCGCAGACAAGUUCACACAGCACAAUUUUCAGGAGGUAAUGGAAAGUGAAGAGUUCAUGCUGCUGCCUGCCAACCAGCUGAUUGACAUCAUCUCCAGCGACGAGCUGAACGUGCGCAGCGAAGAGCAGGUCUUCAAUGCUGUCAUGGCCUGGGUCAAAUACAGCAUCCAGGAGCGCAGGCCUCAGCUGCCACAGGUCCUGCAGCAUGUCCGUCUGCCGCUGCUCAGCCCCAAGUUUCUAGUUGGAACUGUGGGUUCAGACCCACUCAUUAAAAGUGACGAGGAGUGCAGAGAUCUCGUAGACGAAGCCAAGAAUUACUUGCUGCUGCCACAGGAGAGGCCGCUGAUGCAGGGUCCCAGAACCCGGCCCAGGAAACCCAUCCGAUGUGGAGAGGUUCUUUUUGCAGUCGGGGGCUGGUGCAGUGGAGAUGCCAUUUCCAGCGUGGAGCGCUACGACCCGCAGACUAACGAGUGGCGCAUGGUGGCGUCCAUGAGCAAACGGCGGUGUGGAGUUGGAGUUAGUGUCUUGGAUGACUUACUUUACGCAGUGGGAGGUCACGACGGCUCGUCUUAUCUCAACUCUGUGGAAAGAUAUGAUCCAAAGACAAACCAGUGGAGCAGUGAUGUGGCCCCUACCAGCACAUGUCGCACCAGUGUGGGCGUCGCCGUGCUGGGUGGUUAUCUGUAUGCUGUGGGAGGACAGGAUGGCGUGUCCUGCCUAAACAUUGUUGAAAGGUAUGAUCCAAAGGAGAACAAAUGGACCCGAGUGGCCUCCAUGAGCACCAGGAGACUGGGGGUUGCCGUUGCUGUCUUGGGAGGAUUUCUUUAUGCUGUUGGGGGGUCUGAUGGGACAUCUCCGUUAAAUACAGUGGAGAGAUACAACCCACAAGAGAACCGCUGGCACACCGUGUCUCCCAUGGGAACCCGGAGGAAGCACCUCGGCUGUGCCGUCUACCAAGACAUGAUUUACUCCGUCGGUGGGAGAGACGACACCACGGAGCUGAGCAGCGCAGAGCGAUACAACCCUCGGACAAACCAGUGGUCUCCUGUCGUUGCCAUGACGUCCAGGCGGAGUGGGGUGGGUUUGGCCGUGGUGAACGGGCAGCUGAUGGCAGUCGGAGGCUUUGAUGGGACGACGUAUUUAAAAACCAUAGAAGUCUACGACCCAGAUGCCAACACAUGGAGGUUGUACGGAGGGAUGAACUACCGCCGGUUAGGUGGAGGGGUUGGUGUCAUCAAAAUGACUCACUGUGAAUCUCACAUAUGGUAACACCGCCGCCUCCUCCUCCCUCUGCUGGCACGUACACCUCUCAUCAUGUUGCAGCGGGACGCUUCCUUUCACCAACGCUCCGGCCUCCAAAAGAGACGACGGGAUGCGGGCGGGAAUGACAGAACGGUGGGGACGGUGGAGGUGGUGGCAAGGAAAAGAGCAAAACUGUUGGACUCAAGUUCAUCCCCUCUCUCUACUCAAAGGUCAUUAACUUUUCACCAAGUUUACAGUCCGGCACUACGCUUCCAGUUAAGAGAGAAAAACCUGUCCUGCAAGCUGGUUUUUCCAAGUAUCUCUGCCUGGACGUUAAUCUUUGAGGAGCAACACUUGGAGUUGGCUGUGACCGUUACUAGGGAAGACUGACCUUAACGUUUCAAAGCAGCACCCAGUUGCGUCUGCUGUUAAGGUUGAUGUUUUUGCGGCCGAUAAGACGAGUCACGUCUGAUUGUACUGAUUUCUGCCACCAAAGAAGGUCUCGCCGUUUGGUGGUGAACUGUCCUGCACGCCAGCUGGAGGAAACUGGCUCUGCGGCAUCCCUCCAGAGGCUCCGAACUAGAGCGAAAAAAGAUCAAGCCGAACUGCUGCAACAGCAAGGCAAACGGUUGCUUCAUAGUUUUCCUUUGUGUUUGUGUGUAAACACUAUAAACGUCUUCUUCUGUGAUGAUCAACGCAGUUUAACUUGAGGGUGAAAUUAGUUUGGAAGGUUCUCUCAGAAUUUAUUGCACUACAGUUAAAUGUGUAUUUUUUAGAUUUUAUCCAUUUUGUUUUGGUUAAUUAUCUUUUUAAUGUGGGCGUUUUCACAUCAAUCGGUCAAGUUUGGAACCAGACAUUUCAGAUGCUCUUUGGAGGUAUUUAAAUAACCUGCAGGUCAUCAUGACUCAGCGCUUCAUGUCGUCUCUGCAGGUUAUCAGGGCUUAGACACAGAGAUGAGCUAAGCAUUAUUUUUAAUUAAAGGACCUAGCUUGAAUGUCUGUAUUAGUGAUCAUCUGUCACUUUUUAAGUUUGCUUGGGUUUAGCUGUUUCUGCGAGGAUGUUUGUGCAGUGGAACGCUCACUUGAGUCUGUUUUGUAUGAAAAUCUCCUGUUUUUCUCUGGACGUUGACAUGUUGUGCUGUCAGUUGAUGGGGAAACGUGUGACUCUGCUCGGCCAUCUGUGCACGCCUGCCUUUUCCCGUAGAGCUGUUUAAAACUCCACUCAGUUUAUGACCGCUCGUUCUGGUACCACUUUUGGCAAGGGCAAUCUAUUUAUGAUCCAAAAAAUUUAUUAUACCUUCUUUUUUUUCCUUCUUCAUCCAAGUGAAAGAAAUUCACUUAAAAUGUUUAAAAACCAGGUUACUAUGCUGUGAUGGAAACUGAAGUACGCAGUAUUCGGCACGCAAAAACGUUUCUUUUUAAAAUUACAUUUUGUUCAAUCCCUCAACAGUUUAGUCCAGCAUUUUCUUGUUUUUGUUUUGUACUUUAACCAAAACAGCAGUUCUGAUCCUGAACUGAGUGGAAUUUCUUUUGUAAUCUCCUAACAUUCUGUUCUGAUUUUCGGUUGGUCCUAAGAAAGUGAAGAAUAUCCAGAUGUCCUGUUGUUUAGCGUCUGGUCACUGAUGUAAGCUUGUCAUUUUGCUCAUGAAAUACAGAAAAAUGCCCAUCGUGAAUCAAAGAGGACUUUGGCUCAUUUUGUCCGAUGGUAAAAUUGAAACAGUGAAGGGAUAACUGAAGAUGUUUUGAUAGUUCCCUCUACAGGAGUGGAAUAUUAUGCCAAAGUAUUCAGCAUUUCCUUGCCUAACCUGCUUUUUCUCCAGACAGACACUCCAGGAAUUUCAAAGGAACAAUAUCUUCAUGUUGUUCUAAUGUUUUUAGUAAAGUUUUAAAUUGA